Molecule: messenger RNA, 1377 nt
Organism: Onthophagus taurus
Lineage: Eukaryota; Metazoa; Arthropoda; Insecta; Coleoptera; Scarabaeidae
Product: BTB/POZ domain-containing protein 2-like
Biological process (GO): neurogenesis
Cellular component (GO): cytosol; P-body
Molecular function (GO): protein binding
Source: RefSeq, a predicted model, not a curated record
CUAUCGAUAAGCAGUUCGGUGUUCUAGUUUGUAUGUUCUAUAGUAACUUAUCGAAUGAAGCGAAAGAUAUCGAGCUUCCAGAUGUUGAACCCGUUGCUUUUAAAAACUUAUUAAAACAUAUUUAUUUAGACAAUGCCUUCAUUGGGCCAGAGAACGUUAUGACAACUUUGUACACUGCCAAGAAGUAUUCGUUACCAAAAUUAGAAAAGCAUUGUGUUGAGUUUUUAGAAUGUAACUUAUGUAGCGAGAACGCCUUUUUAUUACUAUCUCAAGCUCGAUUAUUUGAUGAAUCACAAUUAGUUUUAAAUUGUCUCGAUGUGAUUGAUAAGAAAACGCAAGAUUCGCUUGAUUCGGAAGGCUUCUUAGACAUAGAUUUUGACACUUUACUGUGUGUACUGCAAAGAGAUACGCUUAGAAUCCGAGAGAUUCGUUUGUACGAAGCCGUAAAACGUUGGGCUGACGCACAAUGUCGUAGAAAAAAUUUAGAAAUAACCAAUGAAAAUCGCAACGCAAUUUUAGGACCAUGCAUUAAUCUUCUAAGAUAUCCCUUAAUGAGUGUUGAAGAAUUCGCAUCCGGUCCGGCACAAAGUGGAUUUUUAACAGAUGCUCAAAUCGUCCAAUUAUUUUUAUACUUUACUUUAAAUCCAAAACCAGCGACGGAAUUCUCAGAAACCCCUCGAUGUUGUAUGAUGGGACGCGAAUGCGUUGCCAACAGAUUUGUUGAUGUGGAGAGCCGAUGGGGUUACAACGGAACCAGCGAUAGAAUCCGGUUUCAAGUUGAUAAAAGAAUUUUCAUUGCCGGAUUAGGUUUGUAUGGUUCCGUUCAUGGACCAUCAGAAUAUGAUGUCACCAUACAAAUUCUUCAUACGCAUACCGCUAAAGUAGUUGGAUUUAAUAAAACUAAAUUCAAUUCGGAUGGAUCUAGUCGCACAUUUCGAGUCAUGUUCAAAGAACCAGUUGAGAUUAUGCCUAAUACUAGUUAUAUCGCGAUAGCUACGUUGAAAGGAAAUGAUUCUUAUUAUGGCACAAAAGGAUUAAGAAAAGUGAUGUUACAAUGUAGUAAAGGUGAAAGAGUUAUUUUUCAAUUUUCCUAUGCCGCGGGAAAUAAUAAUGGUUCAUCUGUUGAAGAUGGACAAAUUCCAGAGUUUAUUUUUUAUACAUAAAUUGUGAUGGUAAAUUUAUGUCGUAUUAUUUUAACCAUAUCGCUGGAUGUUUUGGUAUCAAACUACACUUGCAUGAAUCAAAAGUAUUUAUAUUUAAUAGCAAUAUAUUUAAGGUUAUUGUAUUACAAUAGUUUUCCUCUAAAUCAUGGGAUGUAAAAAAAGCAAUAAUUUUUGUUUAUACAGUUUUAUUUUAUAAAGUUCUACAAGGCACACA